Molecule: messenger RNA, 1777 nt
Organism: Poecilia latipinna (sailfin molly)
Lineage: Eukaryota; Metazoa; Chordata; Actinopteri; Cyprinodontiformes; Poeciliidae
Product: fucolectin-1-like
Exons: 6
Coding region: 499-1338 (279 amino acids)
Source: RefSeq, a predicted model, not a curated record
AAGAUCAACACUUUGAAGUUAAAUUCUCUGUAAUUUGAAAGCUUCACCCACAGAAAACUGCAACACACCAAACAUACAGCUGACGGACAAGAGAGCAUAUCAGUCUACAACCUAUGAUGAAGGAACACCAUACACUGCUGACAGAGCUUUUUAUUAAUCAACUUGUUCUCACACCAACCAGCAGACUAACCCCUGGUGGUCUGUAGACCUGCAUGGUGUUUACAACAUUACCUGUAUCUGUCAGUAAUUUGGACUAUGGAACUAAAUCUACAAACAUUUCAGGUGCCAAGAUCUACAUCGAGAACUCUCGUCACGUCUUUAUCUUCUUGGCAACCUGCACAUGGAGAUUAAUGGUCCAAAACAUCACAGCUUUCCUAUCAAACCAGAUCAAUGUCUAUGAGUUUCCUUCAUCAAUGUCGAGGCGAUACGUCACUGAGAUCAGACCAGAAAAUACAUUUAUGGUUCUCUGUGACGUGAAAAUCACUGGAACAAAAAUGGAUGCUGUGGAUUCUGUUCUUCGUCUGUCUGAGUGUUUCAGCCACAGAAAACUCCAACAAACCAAACAUACAGCUGAUGGACAAGAGAGCAUAUCAGUCUACAACCUAUACAGGCAUUGAUAAAAUACAUUAUACUGCUGACAGAGCCUUGGAUGGGAAUCAAUCAACUUGUUCUCACACCAACCAGCAGAUUGACCCCUGGUGGUCUGUAGACCUGCAGGAUGUUUACAACAUUUCCUGUAUCUCUAUCUACAACGUUCAUCAGGAUAAUAAGGUGACUAACAUAUCAGGUGCCAAGAUCUACAUCGGGAACUCUCGUCAGAACAACGGCAUCAACAACAAGCUGGUUCAAAACAUCACAGCUUUCCUAGCAAACCAGAUCAAUGUCUUUGAGUUUCCUUCAUCAGUGUCGGGGCGAUACGUCACUGUGAUCAGACCAGGAAAUACAUAUAUGGUUCUCUGUGACGUGAAAAUCACUGGAACAAAAAUGGCUUCACCUUUUCUACUGAUUGACCAAAACAAGACCUGGGAAGAAGCUCUGAACUACUGCAGAGAUAACCACGGAGGACUGGCCUCCAUCUUGGAUGAACAGAUUCAGACCUUUGCUGAGCUGGAGGCUGAGAAAGCCAGCAGUCCCUUCAUGUGGAUCGGACUUCACUACGUCUGCCGCCAGCAGUUCUGGUUCUGGGUUGAUGAAAAUGCUGUAGAGUCUAAGCGCUGCAGUCAGAAUGUCCCAAAAGAAAACUGUGACAUGAGUGGAGCCAUGGAAACACAGGGAGAUCAUCGCUGGUUCAGUAAGUCUGAUGAUGAAGAGUUUAAUUUCAUCUGUUGGGUUCAGUAGAAUCUGGGUCUUCUGCAAUUAUUUUAGUAUUUCUUUGUUGACAUAAAAACAGCUCUUUUUCAUUGUUGUAAGUAAUAUGACACUUUUCGACUAUUUUUCUCUAUACUGUUGCAAUAACUACUCUGAAGGUUUUAUUCUACACCUUUGAAUCAUAUACAUCCCUCUGGAACCUGGGUGUUGGUUUCUGAAAUUUUGAGUUUUAAUUAUUUUUUGCUUUCUAUUAAACAUAAAAUAACUUGUAAGGAAUUGAUUUUGUGACCCUUGAUAUUGAGUAACAUUUUCUUUAUGCCAAACCAGUUUAAUAAAUGUCAUACAAAGCAAAUAUAUUGUUCCAUGACCACUAUUGAGUUUAACUAUAUUUUAUGUUCAAAGUGUCUGGAGAUUCAGCUCGUAUCUGAUCAGUUCUAGAAGAUGAAAUGUUUUUUUUUUUUUUUUUGAC